This is a messenger RNA of Tigriopus californicus, 1500 nucleotides long. Its product is annotated as protein trapped in endoderm-1-like. Gene Ontology annotation, cellular component: membrane. Lineage: Eukaryota; Metazoa; Arthropoda; Copepoda; Harpacticoida; Harpacticidae. Gene Ontology annotation, molecular function: G protein-coupled receptor activity. The transcript has 8 exons. Gene Ontology annotation, biological process: G protein-coupled receptor signaling pathway. Bases 114 to 1475 code for a protein of 453 amino acids. The record is from RefSeq and is a predicted model, not a curated record.
CAGGCAGCAUGUACAAGAGAACGAGAGGAUCGAGGCCAAUGAACAAGGCUCUGUCUACCUCUAAGUAAACAUGGAGCGAUCCUGACACACUGAGCCCCAGCCUCAUUAGUGCAAUGGAGCUGUCUGAGGUGACUCUGGAAAUUGACUUGGAUUCCCUCUUGGCCCGUGAUGUCAAAUUGUACCCUUCAAGUUUACCCAAGACUGCAGUUUUGGUUGGAUUCAUUGCAGCCAUUGCCUUCAGUGUGGUGGGUAGUGUGCUUAAUCUGGUGACCUUGUACACGUUUUGCAGUUGCAAGAAGCUCAGGCAGCAUUCCACCACCAGUUUUGUGAUCUCAUUGACAGUGUCAGACUUGUUAUAUUGCGCUUUCUGUCUCCCGGUUACCGCCGACACUUUUGCUCAUUGCCAAAUAUGUCACGUGGAAUGGCUUUGUCGAUUGUAUGCUUUCGCAUUUUAUUGGAAUAUCACAGCAAUGAUGUUGAAUCAAUGUGCGGUGGCCUUCAAUCGAUACAUUACCGUGUGUUUCCCAGUCAAGGCACCUAUCAAGUUCACUUUGAGGAACAAUCUGAUCCUCAUCUUUGUCACGUGGUUAAUACCAUUUGUCUGCCUUCUCAUGCCCUUAACGAACACGUGGGGUUCCUUGGGUUUCGAUGAGGGCACUGGAACUUGUACCUUUGCGGUGGAACCAGGACAUGGAACAAUCCCUAGAAGGGUGUACUUUGCCAUCGGUUUGGGAAUCCCAACCCUGAUAAUUCUCUUCUGUUACGUUAACAUAUAUCUAACUUUUAAGCAAUCCAGUCAGAGAAUUAGGGAACAGGAGAGUGGAAAUUUAAACUCGUCUCAUGUAGAGAGCUCGGCACACAGCCCUUCAUCUCCUCCCUCCGAAAAAGAGGAUUAUGAGAUGCUGGAAGUAGCUAAUGCCACUCUUAGUGGAACCAAUCAAGAAGAAACCAAUAGAUUGGAAAGAUUGUUCCAAAGGGAAAAUAGAAGGGCGAACUCUCUCAAGGGCCCAGUCAAGAAAACAAUUCUAAAAAGAAGUCUGACCGAGAGCAGAAUCCCUGUACAGGGCCGUGAAAAUAAAUACAUGUCUUUUACCGGUUCCACUUUAAGCAUAGAGAGUCCCCUGAAGAACUCCAUGCCAAAUCAGCGCCGUUAUAGCGAGGCGGUAACUGUCAGAGCCAAAGAGCGGGAAUUGCGACGAGAAAAGAACGAACAACGAAUAACUACGACACUUUUUGCCAUUUUUGUCGCAUUCAUCACCUGCACAGUUCCUCCAGCCUUUGUCCUAUCCAUUGAUCCCGAGGCCAAAAAGUUUCCCAAUUGGCACAUCCCAUCCUACAUUUUCGGCUGGAUGUUUGGCGUGGUCAAUCCAAUCAUCUACGUGGCCUUUAAUCAAACGUACCGCGAGGCCUUUCGCGUAACACUCUCAGCGUUGAUUGAAAAAAUAUCCAAGCCAUCUCCAGCCAAUCAAGUCUAAGAAAAUAAAUGAAAUGGUGCCUCUU